AUGGUCUCACCCCGAUCGCGGCUGUCCUGCAAGCUGGCGCUGGGCUUUGGCAGACUUGCGAGUGAGGGUGACUUCCUGGCGCUGUCACGCUGGGAGGACUCAGCAGGCGUGCGCGAUGGCCACAGCCACGGCGAGGCUGGUGUUUCACUGCCCAGCCGUGAUUUGUGGUUUGCUGGGGCUGGAGAGGGCGAGGACCAAGUCUGGGCAACACAGGAGUAG
Molecule: messenger RNA, 219 nt
Organism: Coccomyxa subellipsoidea C-169
Lineage: Eukaryota; Viridiplantae; Chlorophyta; Trebouxiophyceae; Coccomyxaceae
Exons: 2
Coding region: 1-219 (72 amino acids)
Source: RefSeq, a predicted model, not a curated record